Messenger RNA from Necator americanus (New World hookworm), 402 nucleotides. RefSeq lists its product as uncharacterized. The record is from RefSeq and is a predicted model, not a curated record. NCBI's taxonomy places the organism in Eukaryota, Metazoa, Nematoda, Chromadorea, Rhabditida, Ancylostomatidae. Bases 1 to 402 code for a protein of 133 amino acids. The transcript is spliced from 3 exons.
AUGAUGAACAAGGACGAAGUGACCAAACCAUUGAAUAAGGAAGAAUGCGAUCUUGAGGGCAAUGCCUCUAACAGCCAUUGCACUACUGCAGCGUCUGGAUUAACUUUGGAGGAUAUGUUUUCUGAUCGUUAUUCUAUGGCCAAUGAGUCAUUUGCUAGGAUUUGUGAAGGAUUUGACCCGGUGAUUUGUAUGUAUCCUUUCCAUUCGCGACAAAAAAGAAACUACGAGAGAGGUUACCAGUAUCGCGGAGGUUCAAACCAUGGAAGGGGAGGCUGGAGAGGUGGAAGAGGUCGCGGAGGGGAUCACUGGCGCAACAACGAUCGACGUGGGCAGCGAAGGUCAUGGGACGACCGCUCUAACUAUGAUUCAAGUAGAGGUGAUCGGAAGAUCCGACGGGAAUGA